Messenger RNA from Gongylonema pulchrum, 357 nucleotides. The record is from the annotation of a GenBank genome assembly. NCBI's taxonomy places the organism in Eukaryota, Metazoa, Nematoda, Chromadorea, Rhabditida, Gongylonematidae.
CAGCAAUAUAUAUUCAUUCAUCACUGUCUACUGCACGUCGUGGAGACUGAGAAUGCGGCCGCAUUUCGCAUCGGUACCAACUUGGCCGCAGCAAGUGACGUUAGUGGAGCACUAUCUUCGGCAUUUGUUUGUGAAAAUGGCAGUAUCGGCUUCCCUAACAGCAUUAUCAGUAGCGAUUUUGCGAGUAAAUUGGGCGUCAGUGAUAUCCAGAUUUUGGGUAACAAUGGAGCGACCACUUUUAUUGGGCUUCCUCAGCAGCACCAGUCAAGUGCUGCUUGGAUGCCUGCACCACGAAUUGAGGUACACCAGAAUCCAGCAUUUGAUGACGAUGAGGGAAUCGCUGAGUCCGGCUUGUAA